GCUUCGGCUCGUCCAGCACGUCGCUCCCGCCCUACAUGACCUGGUGGUACGCGUACCACGGCCGCAUUGCGUUCGACGGCAAGAGCUGGCCUGCGUACUUUGGCGCCGUCUUCACGUCCGAGGGCCGCUACAUCAACAUCGGCCAGGGCGACCGCAUAAAGGUGGUGGACGCGUCUGGCAAGAUCAUGGCCAGCAAGUACUCGACUGGGCUACUCCGACUACUUACGCCAACCGCACGGCCGUCUGCAAGACGCACAGCAACCUCCGCACCAGACCUGGCGGCGUCGAACCUGGGCAUCGUGUCGGACUCACGUGCGUCGAGCAAGAAGUACUGGACCCCGGAGAGAAACCGUAACGGCGACAACGCCAAGGUGCACCUGAUCCACUUCGCUUUGAACGCAGCAUCCGGCGUGGACAUCAUCCUGGAUGGCACAGGCGCGGAAGAGUACGCUCCUCACCUGUUGUCCAUCGGUAGUGGUGGUGCAUGA
Molecule: messenger RNA, 488 nt
Organism: Phytophthora nicotianae INRA-310
Lineage: Eukaryota; Oomycota; Peronosporomycetes; Peronosporales; Peronosporaceae
Exons: 1
Source: RefSeq, a predicted model, not a curated record